AUGGGCGACUCGCAGCUAAAUAGCAACGAGGUGGCGUUCCCCAGAGGUGGGGCGUCGGCCUUGACCCCGUUGGAGGUGAAGGAGAUCCACCACCGGGCGGCCCGCGACGUGUUGUUCGAAGCCGCCGACCAGAACAAGCGGAAAAAGCUGGCCAAGCCCACGCAGCGAAAGAAGGCGAAACGGGCGCCCACCAGCGACGCCACCGCCGAAGAAGAUGAAGAAACCAUCAUCGAACACUUGCUGCUCAAGCUGUUACCCAAGGGGACGCCGUUAUUGGGGCAAAUCGUCCACGUGGGCAAGCACGAGAUGGCGGUGGCCGUCACCGAUAACGUCAUGGGUUACGUGUCCAUCGCUCACGUGUCCCCGGAAGUCACCGCCCAGAUCGAGGCCUACGAGGACGCCGAGGCCCUGGAUGACGACGACGACGACGACGAAGACGGCGCUACCAUCGCCAACACCGUCAACCCCGCCCCCGAGCUCACCAAGUUGUUUAAGGUGGGCCAGUGGGUGCGGACCGUGGUCUCUUCCAAUGAAGUCGACGACAAGCUGGGUAAGCGUAGGCUCCAGCUUUCGGUGGAGCCGCAGGAGGCGAACCAGGGGAUGGACGCCGACGACAUGGUGGUGAAUAACCUCGUGCAAGUGUCGGUGGCGCUGAUUGAAGACCACGGGGCCAUCGUCACUACUGGCAUUAACAAAGUCCACGGGUUUAUCCCCCACAAACACCUUGAUUUCACCCCGCAAGUGGGGCAAGUGUUGUUGGCGCAAAUCGAGCUGGUGAAGAACCGCGCCGUCACCCUCAAGCGGGCGCAGCCGAUGAACAAGAAGCUGGCGGUGACCACGAUCUCUCAGAUUGACGCUGUCAGACCGGGGAUGGUCGUGAGUGCCCUCGUGGCCCUGGUGCUGCUGGGGCUCGCCUGUCGUUUGUUCGGGAUGAUGGACGGGUCGGUGGCCCUCUCCCAGCUCCACAUCUUUGACGACGCCACGUUAACCCACAACUACGCCGUCGGCCAGCCCGUCACUGCUCGGGUAGUGGGGGUAGUCGAGAGAGAAGGCGUCAAGCGGGCGUUGUUGUCCGUGCUUGACCUGGUGGCCAACUUGGACGCCACUGUCGCCAAGCAGGCGGCGUUAGAGGCAUGGCCCCAGGGGUCCCGCUUUGAAGCGGCCACCGUCGUCGGCGCCGACGCCGACUUCAUCUACGUCAAACUCAGCGCCGACUUCUACGGGCAGGUGCACAAGCUGGCGGUGGACCCGCUGGCCGCGCUGGACAUCGCCCUGGUGUACCUUGUCGGGAGCACCCACCGCGCCCGCGUCACCGGCUACAACGACAUCGACCAGUUGUUCACGUUGACGAUGGACCCGCUGAAGAUCGACUGCCAGUACAUGUCGGUGGGCGACAUCCCCCUCGGCGCCACCGUCCCCGUCGAGAUUGUCGACGUUGAGGGCGAAGGGAAAGGUAUCAAAGUGAAGCUUGUCUCCGGUGGGUUUGACGGGUACGUCGCUCCCGCCCAAGUGAGUGACGUCAAGUUGGUGUACCCUGAGCGUAAGUUCCGUCCUGGCCUGAAACAGGUGGCUAGAGUCGUCGGGAAGCGUGGCGGCUCGGUGUACCUCACCCUCAAGAAGCUGUUGUUGGCGAUGGACGAAGACGAUAUCAUUUCCAACGUAGAUAACGUCGUUGUCGGCCAGAAGCUGUUGGCCACCGUCGAGCGGUUUGUCCCCAACGGGGCGAUCGUCGCUUUCUUCGGCAACGUCAAGGCCUACUUGCCCAAACACGAGAUCCUGGAACUGUUUGUCGACAACGCCAGCGACGUGUUGCGCGUGGGGCAGCUGAUCCCCGUGACCAUUCUCUCGAAACAGACCGUCGACGAACAGGUGAGAAUCACCGUCACCCGCCGCCAGCUGGCCGAGCUCGGCGAGCAACAGCGCCAGGCGAUGGCCACCAUCGUCCCCGGCCACUUCCGGUCUCAGGCGACGGUGGUCGAGCGCACUAAGGACGCCGUCGUCGUCGAGCUUGCCGACCUGGGUCUCCACGGGACCAUCCCCAACGGGCUUCUUUCCGACGGCAACUACGAGCAGAACCAAGCCUUGGCCAAGCUGAUGGCCACGGGAUCCACCGUCGAAGUGUUGGUGGUGGAAAAGGACCCCCGCUUCCGUUCUGUUACCUGUACCACCAAGCCGCUGAUGCUUUCCGGCGUCGUCCCCUCGUCGUUUGACGAGGUCGAACAGCACGUCGGCGACACCCUCAGCGGGUACGUGAAGCUGGUGACGCUGAUGGGGUUGUUUGUCGCCUUCGCCAACCGCUGCGUCGGGCUUGUGCUUGCCCGCCACGCCGCCGGCGCCAACGAGGACUUGGCCAAGGCCUACUCGAAGUACCAGCUGGUGCUGUGCCGCGUGUUCAACACCGACGUCGACAACCAGCGGUUUUUGCUCACUUUAGGUGGCCUGGGCACCGCUGAACUUUUGGUAAACCCCGUGGACAAGACGAAGAAGCUGACGCUGGAAUACACUGAUGGGUGCAUCACCAAGGGUAGAAUCAGAGAGGUGACGCCGCUGCACUUGGUGGUGGCGUUGGCCGACAACUGUGUUGGUCGUGUCGACGCGCUGGUGGCGUUUGACUCCUACGACGAAGUCACCGACGCCAAACACCCGUUGCUGGGUUUCAAGGAGGGGAAGAAGAUCAAGGUCAAGGUGUUGGGGUUGCACAGACCGCGCAAGGGCCGCGGCAUGCCCCAGGAACAGGCGCUGCAGCACCAGGUGUUCGACCUUGCCCUUGGCGACCCUAAGUUGAAACUGUUGAAUGAAUACAAGCCUGGCGACAAAGUGGUGGCGUUCGUCAACGGCAUCCACUCCGGCUACGCCUGGGUGUCGUUGCUGCCCUCAGUUACCGGCAGAGUGUCGUUAAUCGACAUCAGCGACGAGCCCAACCACGAGGUCGCCCUCGGGGAAAUGGUCCACUUGACGGUGGUUUCUACCGAUGCCGAACACAACAUCGUCAAUUUGAGCGGUCGCCUGAACCCCAUCACCCUGUUUGACGACGUCAAAGUGGGGCAAAAGCUCCCCUGUCGCGUGGUGAAGGCGAUGGACGUGCUUGUGCUUGUCGAACUCGGUACCGGGGUCGUGGCGCUGGCCUACAUUACCGACGCCGUCAACGACUACACCGAGACCCGCCCGCUCCCGGAAUUGUUCCCCGAGUCGACUCUUCUCGAGUGUACCGUGAUUGACCUCGACCACGACGCCAAGCGGAUUGCGGUGUCGUUGCGCACCGACCCCAAGGACCCCACCAUCAACUCGGUGGCCGACUUGGAGGUGGGCAAGAAGAUCAACGGUUACAUUAAGAGUAUUGGCCCCCAGGGGGUCUACGUGGCUCUUGGCCGCCUGACCUACGCCCUCGUGCGGGUGUCCGACUUGUCGGACGAGUUCUUGGCCGACUGGAAAAAGCACUUCAAGCAGUUCCAGCCGGUGACGGGGAAGAUCACCGAGUGCCGCCAGGCGGGGAGAGUGUUGAUGACGUUGAAGGACCUGGAGGUCAACGGCAACAACACUCUGUUCAAGAAGUUCGACGAUAUUAACGUCGGCGACGUCUGCGAAGGUACCGUGCGCAAGGCCACCGACUUCGGGGUGUUUGUCAAGCUCGAUGGCUACGUCAACUUGCUGGGUUUGUGCCACAAGCUGGAGAUUUCUGAUGCUAUGGUCAACAACCCUCUGGAGUUGUUCUCUGAGGGCGACAGAGUCAAGGUGAUUGUGUUGCGCAAGAACGUCGAAAAGCGCCAGCUCUCGCUCGGGAUGAAGGCCCUGUACUUCACUGAAGACAAUGACGAUGAAGAAGAUGACGAAGAUGAAGUUAUGGCUGAGAACGACGACGACGAAGAGGACGAAGAUGUGGUCAUGGAAGAAGCCGCCGGUGACGACGCCGCCGACUCGAGCUCUGACGACGACGACAACGCCGCCGAAGCCGAAGCCACCACCGGGCUCGCCACCCUGGGCUUCGACUGGACGGCGCUGAUCUUGGACCAGAUCAACGACGCCAGCGACCUGGACUCCGACGACGACGAGGACUUCAUGAAGAAGAAGAAGCGGUCGAAGAAGCAGAAGGUCGAGGACAAGACCGGCGACCUCUCCACCCGCGCCCCCGAGUCGGUGGCCGACUUUGAGCGGUUGAUCGUCGGUAACCCCAACUCGUCGGUGUUGUGGAUGAACUACAUGUCGUUCCAAUUGCAAUUGAGUGAGGUCGACCGCGCCCGUGAAAUCGGCCACCGGGCGUUGAAGACGAUCGCCUACAGAGAGGAACAGGAGAAGAUGAACAUCUGGAUCGCGUUGCUUAACUUGGAAAACACCUUCGGCUCCGAGGAGACCUUGGAAGCUACCUUCAAGGACGCCUGCCAAUACAUGGACUCCUACGUCAUGCACCAAAAGCUCGUGGGCAUCUACACCAUGCUGGACAAGCACUCCGCCGCCGACGACGUCUACCAGCAGAUGGUGAAGAAGUUCGGCAAGGAACACUUGUCGGUGUGGACCCACUACGGCGAGUGGCUCAUGGACCGCAAUCGGGCCGACGACGCUCGCGAAUUGUUGGCGAGAGCCUUGCUGGUGUUGCCCAAGCGUAACCACAUCGAAGUGGUGCGCAAGUUUGCCCAAAUGGAGUUUGCCCGUGGCCACCAAGAACAAGGGCGGACGUUGUUUGAAGGGUUGGUCCAGGACGCCCCCAAGCGGAUCGACUUGUGGAACGUCUACAUCGACCAGGAAAUCAAGGACGGCGACAAGGAGAAGGCGGAAGACUUGUUCGACCGGGUGCUCGCCAAGAAGAUCACCAAGAAGCAGGCGAAGUUCUUCUUCGGUAAAUGGUUGGAGUACGAGGAGAAGAUGGACGAUACCAAGAUGCAAGAACGCGUCAAGGCCAAGGCCAAGGCCUACGUCGAGGCCCAACAAUAA
This is a messenger RNA of Diutina rugosa, 4926 nucleotides long. RefSeq lists its product as uncharacterized. The coding region runs from base 1 to 4926 and encodes 1641 amino acids. Gene Ontology annotation, molecular function: protein binding; RNA binding. The record is from RefSeq and is a predicted model, not a curated record. NCBI's taxonomy places the organism in Eukaryota, Fungi, Ascomycota, Pichiomycetes, Serinales, Debaryomycetaceae. The transcript has a single exon. Gene Ontology annotation, biological process: rRNA processing. Gene Ontology annotation, cellular component: nucleolus; small-subunit processome.